Messenger RNA from Camarhynchus parvulus, 3474 nucleotides. It is a transcript of the gene SLC6A17, whose product is annotated as solute carrier family 6 member 17. Gene Ontology annotation, cellular component: plasma membrane; synaptic vesicle. NCBI's taxonomy places the organism in Eukaryota, Metazoa, Chordata, Aves, Passeriformes, Thraupidae. Gene Ontology annotation, biological process: glycine transport; proline transport; alanine transport. The record is from RefSeq and is a predicted model, not a curated record.
GGCAGCGGAGCGGAGCCGCCGGUACCUCGGAGCAUCCCCGCCGAGCCCUUCCCGAGCCCUGCCCGCCUUUCCCGGCCGCUGCCGCUCCCGCCGGCCCGGCUCCCUGCAUCCUCCUCGCUCUCCCCUGCUGAUUUCUGCCGGGAAUUUGGGUGAUUCCUGCCGGGAAUUUUGCGCUGUUUCCUUCAGGACCGGGCCAGUUUCUCCUGGAAUCGUGAGGGUUUCAUCCUCCCGGGGAGCCGCCGCAGCGCCGAGGUCCUGCUGAUGAAGAGGAGGUGAGGCCCGAGCUGUAGCUCCCACUCUGUGCUGCUCCCUGCGGGACCUUCCUCCUCCUCCUCCUCCUCCGUGCCCGAUCCCGCGCCGGGGCCGCCCCGAUGCCGAAGAACAGCAAGGUGACGCAGCGGGAGCACAGCAGCGAGCAUGUCACCGAGUCGGUGGCCGACCUGCUGGCCCACCAGGAGCCCGUGGACUACAAACGCAGCGUCCUCAACGUGGCCGGGGCGUGGAAAAAACCACUGGAGGCGGAGAACCGCCCGGCGUGGAACAGCAAGCUGCAGUACAUCCUGGCGCGGAGGCUACUCCGGGGGGGUCUGUACUUUAUUUACCUUUAUUUGCCCUACCUCUGCCAGAAGAAUGGAGGAGGUGCCUACCUGGUCCCUUACCUGGUCCUGCUCAUCAUCAUCGGGCUGCCCCUGUUCUUCCUGGAGCUGGCCGUGGGGCAGCGCAUCCGCCGGGGCAGCAUCGGCGUCUGGAAUUACAUCUGCCCCCGCCUGGGGGGCAUUGGCUACGCCAGCUGCCUGGUCUGUUUUUUUGUUGGUCUCUAUUACAACGUCAUCAUUGGCUGGAGCAUCUUUUACUUCUUCAAGUCCUUCCAGUACCCCCUGCCCUGGAGCGAGUGCCCCAUCGUGAGGAACGGCUCGGUGGCCGUUGUGGAGACAGAAUGUGAGAGGAGCUCAGCCACCACCUACUUCUGGUACCGGGAGGCCCUGGACAUCUCCAACUCCAUCUCUGAGAGUGGGGGGCUCAACUGGAAGAUGACCCUGUGUCUGCUGGUGGCCUGGAGCCUUGUGGGCUUGGCCAUGAUCAAAGGCAUCCAGUCCUCGGGGAAGGUGAUGUACUUCAGCUCCCUCUUCCCAUACCUGGUGCUUGUUUGCUUCUUGGUGCGGGGGCUGCUGCUGCGUGGGGCAGUGGAUGGGAUCAUGCACAUGUUCACACCCAAGCUGGACAAGAUGCUGGACCCCCAGGUGUGGCGUGAAGCAGCCACGCAGGUUUUCUUCGCCCUGGGCCUGGGUUUUGGGGGGGUCAUUGCCUUCUCCAGCUACAACAAGCAGGACAACAACUGCCACUUCGAUGCCACCCUCGUCUCCUUCAUCAACUUCUUCACGUCCGUGCUGGCCACGCUGGUUGUGUUUGCUGUGCUGGGCUUCAAGGCCAACAUCAUGAACGAGAAAUGCGUGGUGGAGAACGCUGAGAAGAUCUUGGGCUACCUGAACACCAAUGUGCUGAGCCACGACCUCAUCCCACCCCAUGUGAACUUCUCCCACCUCACUGCCAAGGACUACAACGAGAUGUACAGGGUGAUCAUGACGGUGAAGGAGGGGCACUUCAAAGAGCUGGGCCUGGACGCCUGCCUGCUGGAGGAUGAGCUCAACAAGUCGGUGCAAGGGACUGGCCUGGCCUUCAUUGCCUUCACAGAAGCCAUGACCCACUUCCCAGCCUCGCCCUUCUGGUCUGUCAUGUUCUUCUUGAUGCUGAUCAACCUGGGCUUGGGGAGCAUGAUCGGGACCAUGUCAGGCAUCACCACGCCCAUCAUCGACACCUUCAAGGUGCGCAAGGAAGUGUUCACAGUCGGUUGCUGCAGGUCUUUCAGGAGGCCUGCUAAGGCGUGUUUUUCCGUCCUGGUGGGGCUGAUCUUUGUGCAGCGUUCUGGAAACUACUUUGUCACCAUGUUUGACGAUUACUCAGCCACGCUGCCGCUCACCGUGGUGGUCAUCCUGGAGAACAUCGCUGUGGCCUGGAUUUACGGCACCAAGAAGUUCAUGCAGGAGCUGACAGAAAUGCUGGGUUUCCGGCCCUACCAGUUCUACUACUACGCCUGGAAGUACGUGUCCCCCAUCUGCAUGGCCGUGCUCAUGACUGCCAGCAUCAUCCAGCUGGGAGUGAGCCCCCCGGGAUACAGCGCCUGGAUCAGAGAGGAGGCUGCUGAAAAGUUCCUGUUCUACCCGACGUGGGCCAUGGCCAUCCUCAUCUCCCUGAUCAUCCUGGCAUCCCUCCCCCUGCCCCUGGUCUUCAUCCUCCGGCAGUUCCACCUGGUGUCGGACGGCUCCAACGCCCUCUCCGUCACCUACAAGAAGGGUCGGAUGAUGAAGGACAUCUCCAACCUGGAAGACAACGACGAGACCCGCUUCAUCCUGAGCAAGGUGCCCAGCGAGACGCCGUCGCCCAUGCCCACGCACCGCUCCUACCUGGGCCCCGGCAGCAGCUCGCCCCUGGAGAUGAGCGCGGCUCCCAACGGACGCUACGGCAGCGGGUACCUGCUGGCCAGCACCCCCGAGUCUGAGCUGUGAUGGUGGCCUGCCCACCACCCCCCCGGGAGAGGAGGGCACUGGCGAGUGGAUGCUGGCUGUCCAGGCAAAGGGAAAAUUAAUUAUUAAGGGUGAAGAAGAAUUAAUGACUAAGAUGAAGAAGAAACCCCCUCUUAAAAUCGUUAAGCAAAGCAGCCAUUUCUGAGGUGACGUCGGGAGGAAGGGAUUGCAGGAGGGGCAGGACUCCUCUGACAACCCUCGGUGGAAAGGCAGGACCCCUGGACUCACCUCCAGGGAAGGGAAGAGGAGCAAGAGAUGCUGCAAUACCUUUCCAAGAGUUGUUCUCAUGCAGCUCAAAUCUGAAGCAAAGAAUCUCUCUUUUCUAAGCAGCUGAAGGUUGGAACAAGGACCUGGCAGCAGGUGGGAAGCCAAUCACACUUCCUCCUGUCACCCAGAGCUCUUCCCUCCCUGUCUGUUGUCCUUUAGCCGGGAGGAGUCAUGGCCUUAUUCCAACGAGCACAAUUAAUCAUCGAUGUUCAUAGCACAAGAAGGUGCUCUUGUUGUCACCAUUGUCGUUGUUGUUGUAUCUCCUGUAGGUUUUUAUAGCUGUGGACACACCCAGAUAACCCCCCAAAUUCUGACCAGGGUUGGCAGGGAGCAGUGUGGGGCUGGCUGUGAUGUUGGGGUGUGUGAGGCAGGGCAGGGUGAAUCCCUGGAAUUUUUGUUGCCACCAGCACAGGGACGGUGGCUGGGAGUUCUUUGGAGAUGUCACAGCCAUGGGAUGGGGUAGCUGGGAUGCUCCAUGGGUCGGGGGUGAUGGUGCUGAGCGGCAGGAGGACCCUGAAGUGACAGUGGUUUGGGGGUGUGAGCCUGUGUGGGGUCUGCAUGGGGUUGGUGUGAUGGGGGUCAGGAGGGCUCUCCUGGAGUUACUCCUGACGUGGGGGAUGCUCUG